AUGGUCCCAAGCCGCGGAAUCUCAGUCUGCCGCCCAGCGGAAUGGGCCAAACACGCACGCACAAUCCUUGCCUGGCCGUCUCCCAAAGCCGCCCCCUACAAAGACGACGACGCAGCCCUGCGCCGCGCCACAGACGACGUGAGCUCCAUCGCAGAGGCCGUUGCUCGUUUCGAGCCCGUGUCCAUCCUAGUCGAUCGCGAGUGUCUACCACAGGCCGAGAAGCGGUUUCGCUCAACGCACAGCCACGGGAUACAUGUGCAUGCCCUGGCCAGAGGCGGGCUAGACGUGUGGAUGCGCGACAUGGCGCCGACUUUUACAAUCGAGACAAACAACACAAGCAGAAGAGAACUGCGCGGCGUGGCAUUCAACUUCAACGGGUGGGGGAAUAGAUUCCCCUCGGAGGCGUGCAGCAGCUUCGCAAAGGCGUACCUCGCCGACGCGGGGAUCCGACCGGUCUCGUCGUGCAUCACAGCCGAGGGCGGCGCUUUGGAGACUGACGGCGAGGGCACCCUGCUCGCCAGCGAGAGCUCCCUCGUCAACGACAACAGGAACCCGGGCCGGACCAGGUCUCACAUCGAGGCCGAGCUGCGCCGCACACUGGGCGUGACAAAGUUCAUAUGGAUACCGGGCCUUGAAGACGGCGACUCGACGGACUUUCACGUCGACGCCUACGCGCUCUUCGCGAGGCCGGGCGUGGUUGUCGUGUCGGCGCCUAGCGAGACUGAAGAGGCGAGCCGGUGGACGGAUGCGUACGCCGAGGCCCGCGAGGUGCUGGCUUCCGCGACGGACGCCAGGGGGCGCAAGUUGGAAAUCGUGGAGAUUCAGGAGCCGAGGGUGGAAAAGGUCGUGCCGGGGGGGGAUUUAGCCGCUGUCGAGCACGGGGAAGGGCACAGGCCGGUGCACAGCUAUGUCAACUUUUUGAUUGUGAAUGGCGGUGUGGUGUUGCCCCAGUUUGGGGACGGGAUGGCGGACAGGAGGGCGGCGGAGACGGCGAGGAGGGUAUUUGGGGAAGAGAGGGAGGUGGUUCCCGUUUUGAUUCGCGAGUUGCCGCUUCUGGGGGGUGGGAUUCAUUGCGCUUCGCAGGAGGUGCCGUGUGUAGAUGGCGGUUCCGUUUGA
Messenger RNA from Metarhizium brunneum ARSEF 3297, 1116 nucleotides. RefSeq names its product Agmatine deiminase. Lineage: Eukaryota; Fungi; Ascomycota; Sordariomycetes; Hypocreales; Clavicipitaceae. Gene Ontology annotation, molecular function: agmatine deiminase activity; protein-arginine deiminase activity. The record is from RefSeq and is a predicted model, not a curated record. Gene Ontology annotation, biological process: putrescine biosynthetic process.